AUGACAACGGCCGCGGAAAAUCUGGAAGACGGAAGAGUAGUGAUGCCUACUGGGGCUGCAGAGGUGCCAGUGGUGCAAACACCAGGCGCGACAACAACCGCCAACACCCGUACUGGUGCUCAAGCUGGUGCCCAAGCCGGAACUCAGACCGGUAGAACGACGAAUGCAGGAAACGUGUACCAUCCGACUACCGGGUAUCAAGAGCCUACGGCUGGAUACGCAGAGGACACCCCUACAGGAGCCGGCAUGACGGGAGAAACUCGCCACGACACCACCACGGGUUACGGGACUGGUGAGAAAACCGUUGCUAACCGGGGUACAAGAGGUGUAGGCAGCUACUUCUUGGUGGACUUGCCCUUGAUACUUUUGAGAGUCAUGCAAUUUGCUGCCAGCGUUAUCGUGUUGGGACUGUUGGCGUACUCUAUAAACAGCUACAGUUUCCACGGGAGUCGCAAAACCAACUAUAGCUUGGCCGUUUCUGUAAUUUCGUUAUGGCACCUUUUGAUGCUGCCUUUGUACACGACGUUGCUGGCAAUUAUCUUCAUCACGGGCAUAUACGUGGUGGCAGAGGUGGCGUUGAUGAUUUUAUGGUUGGUGGCAUUUAUAGUGCUUGCAAAAACGUAUGGGUCCUUUAGCUGUGGUUCCAAAACCACGACGACUUACAACCCCAGCUACGGGUCGUUUUCGAGUUUCCAGUCGAGUGGCGGUAUGUACGAUCCUUUUCUGGGGAGGUACACUACCCAUAACUAUGGACGUGCGUGCAGGUCCGCACAGGCGUCAAUUGCGUUCAGUGGGGUUGCGUUUAUCUUGUUUCUGGUGAGCACGGUGCUCGUCUGUGUCAAUGUGAUGCGUCCCGCAAUGAGAGAGGGCGGCAUGGGCGGUAUGUGGAGGCCUCUCAAACGUUACGGACUCAAAUUGAACAGGUGGACCGGGUUGUACGUGGAAGAUCUGCACGGUGGACCCAGUGACGUGGAGACAGGCACGCACGGAGCCGGACACGAUCAGCACACAUUUUCAACGGGCGGGUCUACUUAUAACGGAACACAUCAAGAAAAAUUGGCCCACCAGCGUAACAUGUCCGGAACGACCAACAUGGAGCCUCAUGGUGUGACGGGCGAGCAGGUUACGGGCGCGGAGCGGAACGGCGAUAUGGCGGGCGAGACGCGCAUGUGA
Lachancea mirantina is the source of this 1173-nucleotide messenger RNA. The record is from the annotation of a GenBank genome assembly. Lineage: Eukaryota; Fungi; Ascomycota; Saccharomycetes; Saccharomycetales; Saccharomycetaceae.